GCUUUAAGCUAACUAGUUUGCAUCUAAAUAUUUAGUUAGCAGACUAAAUACUUUGUGAGCAAGAUAAAUCGGCUAAAUAUUUAGCUGAUUUGAAGCUAAAUAUGUAGCUCUAAACUAAAUAUUAAGUUUGAAAGCUAAAUGUUUAAUAAGAAGUAAAAUAUUUUUGCUCCACAGCUAAAUAUUUUGGACAAUAUAUUUAACUCUGGGCUAAAUGUUUAGCUCUAAAUAUUUAGAACUAAACUAAAUAUUUAGAGGUUGUGCAGUGGCUGUUGCUGUAGAUCCAGUGGUGAAUGUGUUAUUUUCCAUUUUGAGUAGAUUCAGCCCCGGGAGUCACUUAUAAACCUAGUUAAAUUUGUUGGUAAUAAAUGAUGGUGCAGGUGCAGAAACCACCCAUAUCUGUGGAGAUAUUUUUCAGAUUGUGAGGAAACAUUCCUGCUGCAGGUCAUGCUGACUGCCUCACCCUAACUGGCAUUCUACGGUUACCAGAUCAGAUCGCAUUGCAUUAAAAUUGGAUUAAAUUGGGAUAUAUUAAAUUGGAUUUGAUCCUGAACCUGACUGUUCUGGAUUGGGUUGAAUCGAUUGGAUCACAUAUAAGUGGAUAAGAGAGGGAAGCUGCGUGAGAAACCUUCUGCUGUAAAGUGCUGCUUUGAUAAUAAAUUCAGGUUAAAUUACAUUAAGUUACGAGUCCAGAGAGCAACAGAGAGAGAGAGCGUGUUGAAGCUGCAGUAAUCCUGUGAUAUAAACCUGCUGAGCCUCUGCAUUCAGCCUCAGUGGGAGAUAAAACCAGGCUGAUAGCAGAUGGAGCGUCGGCAGGUCUGAGCAGCACCCAGCAGGAUGAAAGGUCCGCUCGCUCUCUGCUGCUUCCUCCUCCUCUCUCACACCCUGAGCCCAACGAAAGGUAAGAACGGCAUCUAAAUCUAUCCCACAGCAAAACACCUACUCAGUUCAGUUCCCUUCAUUUGUUUGUUUUUAGCAGGACAAAUUAAUCAUUUUUCAGGGAUAACAUAAAAAACUGCCUUUUAGCUAAUCUUGGCUUUUUUUUACAGAAAUAUUCAUUAAAGUGUCCCUAAGAAAUAACUUAAAUUUAAAUUUGUUGUGUUUUUCAAACUGCUUUAUCUUUGUUACUCCCACUUUCAUUAAAAACCUUCCGUGUGAUCCAGUUGGUGUUCGUUUUAUUUUUAAUCAUCAUCAUCAGAAAUUAUGAUCUCAUUACUUUAAUUUAAUCACGCUAGACUGCAUCUCAUUCCCUUUAAUGGUUUAGUUCAUUAAGCACCAGCACAAAUGUACAAUUAAAGGGGCUUUUUUGCAUAUUUAGGAUGAAGAUUUGCAAAAAGAAAGAAAAAUAACAUUUUCAUUUCAAAUAAAUUACAAAUGCUGUGGAGUCUGUAUAUUUUUACACAUGAAAUCAGAAAGAUUUCUUGCAGGACACGCUGUGUGUACGAUAGGAAUGUACACAAAGCCAAAGGAGACAUUUAAACCAUUCCAAUCAGUUUGGAACCAGUGGAACCAGUGCUAGCUAAAAAAGCUAGUUCUGCUAAAGCUAAAGCGCUACACCAACUUGGUAUUUAAAAGAAGCUAAAUACUAUGUUAUGAUUAACUAAAAAGCUAGUUCUGCUAAUCCUAAAGUGCUACAUAAUGCUACAUAAUAUUUAGCAGAAGCUAAUGCUAAUGUACUAAAGUGAUAACUUAAACUUAAUUCCUUAUUAGUAAUUUAGAAUUUAUUUGAAAAAUGUUACCUUGUGGAAGCGAAGUGCACUAAAUGUUUUCUAAGUUAGCAAAAUGCUAAAGUGCUCAACAAAAAUGAGCUCCAUUAUUGGCGGAUUAGUGGAAGAGUUCAUACAAACAAACACAAAGAUAUUACUUUUGAGGACUGAUGCUAACCACCAGUGCCCCCUUACCCCUCCUGCACUUAUUGCUGACUCAGCAAUCAUUCUUUGUUAUUGACCAUUUGUAAACUAUGUCACUGAUCACCUUGAGGCGCCAUGAUGGAUCUUCAGAAGUUACAUAGCUAGCUUAGAAACCGAGCCAAACCAUCUCCCUCUUCAUGUUUUUAUGUUCUCAAGUCUCCGACUUUGUCUGACUUUAUGCUACAGGAACCUGUCCCAUCAUGUCAUAAAGACGUUUCCUGAUUUAAAAAGUCUCGAUGCUAAUCAGUUUUCUUUUGUACAUGCUAGGCUACAUCUUAUGUAUCUUCCUAAUAAUGCAAUAUUUGAUUGCGUUUUAUUAAUCUUACUCACUUAUGAAGUAAGAACAUUAAUCUUCUUACCUUGUUAGAAGUGUAAAAUCCGUGAAUACACCAAAGGUUGACAGUCCUUGGGAUUAUCAAUCUGUCCUUGUUACAGGAAUAAAACAAUUUACUAUAAAACAACGAUAAAAGUUUGACUCGCACCCAUCUUUAUUUGUGCAGCCAACCGCGUAUCACUAUGACUUUUUUUUUUUUUUUUUUACAGUGAAAUAAAUUAAAGAAAAGCGGCAUUAGGCGACCAUCUAUCUGUUUUUGACUAGACUUAACAGUGUAGUACCGCGGUUUGUUGCCCCCUAGCGGUAAGAACAGAUCCAGGAAUAGUUCAUGGUAGGCCAACUUAUUACAAACGGGACUUAUUAUGGUCUGCCUUUCAAAUUAAGACAAUUAUCAACGCUUUCAAACUCUAACCAAGAAUAUCAUGAACAGAGUUUGUUUUGAUGUCCGUCACGUUCACAGGCGCUUUUUAUGAAACACAUCUUUGAUUAAAUCUUUUACAGCGAAAAUUCAAAUCUGCUUCUGGGUAUUUCUUAGAUAAAGAUGUUAGUGUUUGAUUUAUUAUAAGUUAAUCUGGCUGACUUUAUGGCUGGGGUUUGUGUGGAGACAGCUUUGUGCCAUCAGAGCAGGACUGUUCUCUGGUGGGUUACCUAACUCUGUUUGGAGAUGUUCCUUUGGGGAUAAAAGAGUCCAUUGUCUGACUCUGAGCCAUAUUGCUUAUGGUAAUCUGUACUUUCAAGUGAUUAAAUGCUUGUGGCUGUUGAAAUCACAAAGUGCAUGGAUGUUAAUCCCCAAGCAGAAUCCACAGAUUUUCUGCCCAUGAUCUUGGACUCUAAUAAAACCCAGACACCCGUCUCCCUAGAGACACGAUCACUGUCCAGGAUCUCAUCGGGAAUCUUCUGGUUCUGAUCCAGUUGGCCUUACCGCUUCACUAAGUAAUGCCUUCUAAUGAGAUGUCCCGACCAUCUGAAGGAUCAGCAGCUCGACUCCGUGUUAGCUCCUUCAUCCACAGGAAGCUCCAUGUGGAGCCGCUGGUUCUCCUCACUGAAAGGAGACGUUAGACCAGUGGAGUCCAGAGUCGGUCCUGGAGGGACAGCAUUCUCUCCCUGGGGGAGUAACUACCUUCUCAGCAUGUCGAUGUUCUUCUUAGGUCUGUCAUGAGCCAUCAUUUGAUCCAGGAAGAGAACUAAAACAUGCAGCAUGUGUCGGUCCUCCAGGACCGACCUGGACUCCACUGCAUUAGAGGAAGUUCAUCCAUCUGAUCUGGAUCACUUUAUCUGGAGGAUUUCAUUACUGUCCCACUAGGAGUGGAUGGAUGGAUGGAUGUGUGUGUGUGUGGGUGGAUGGAUGGACGGAUGGAUGGAUGUUGCUGCUGUCUGAUCACUGACGUCACAUGAGGAGACAACAUGGCCGCCCUGCAGAUCAAGCCUCUUCUUCUUUCACCAUUUCCCAUUUUACAAGGAUUUUGUGUAUUAGACUAAUGUGAAGUAAUGCUAAGCAAAAUCUGAAAAGUGUGGCAGACAUUUUUAUUCACCAGUAGUGAUCUUUUUGGGGUUUUUGCCCAUUUUUCUACACAGAAGAGCUCCAGCUGAGUCAGAUUGAAUGGAAACCGUCUGUGAACAUCAAUUUUAAAAUUUUAAACAGAUUCUCAGCUUUGACUUUGACUAGGCCAUUCUACGACAUGAAUGUAAACGUUUCCAGUGCAUUUCUGGCUGUAUGUUUAUGAUGGUUCUCCUCCUGAAAGCUGAGCCUCCAUCCCAGCUUUCUGCCUCUAACAGUUUUUAUUUCAGUUUUGUCCUGGAUUUAGCUCCAUCCUCAAACUCUCAAGCCGCACUUUCGAGAUUCCAGAUGUGUAAUUUUCUGUAUAAAAUCCCAUUAAAAUACAGUGAAGUUUGUAGCUGAAGCUCAUGUCUCCCUGUUUAAAUCAGUCGUAUCAGUUUCUAAUGUUUCAUUUCCAGAUUCCCAAACGGUUUUUAUGGGUAAAUAAUUUUUUGCAGGUUGCUGGGAACUCUUUGACCCCGUUUGGAAAUGUUUUAAUCUUUCUUCCACAUUGUUUGUGUGUCUGGAGAGGCCAGAGAUGGGCAAUGCCCGGCUCUUUGGAUCAAAAGCUCUAUGAGGAUUAAGAGGAAAAACAUGGGAGGAAAAUAAUCUGCAGCCGCGGUGACAUCAUGGUUCAGCGGCCGGUGCUGCGGAGGUUACCUGAUCGUUUCCAUGGAUCCCCUCCAACCUGUCGUCAUCGGCGACACGAUCACGUUAAAGUGCAACUUCCAGACGGACGGCACCCUGAGAGAGAUCGCGUGGUUUCAGGUAAUUGAAGGAGGCAAUGCCAAGCAAAAGAUUUUCACCUACGAUUCUGUUUACAACACGAGUUUCUCCAACAUGGAGGAGACAAACAAACGAGAGGAACUGGUUUACCACUCAACAGUUCGCCUCCCUGAGGUGCAGCUGGAGGAUGACGGCCUGUAUGAAUGCCAUGUGGGGAUCUACAGCAAAGGCUCCAGAGAUCAGCUGAUCGAAGCGUCUGGCAGCGUCACGCUCUCCGUUAUCGUUCCCCCCAGGUCUAUUUCUGUGGCGGCAGCCAACAGUCCCGCUCCGUUCAGCCGUUACGAGGCCAAGAACUUCACCCUGGUUUGCAUUGUUACUGGAGCAAAGCCGGCUCCCUCGGUUUACUUCAAACGGGACGGUGAGCUCAUUGACGUGUUUCCAGCAGCUCGGUAUUCUUCCUUGGCGGGACAUCACAGUAAAGCCUCCAAAAGAAACCAGAGCAUGACCCAGGUUCUUCCCAGAGGAGAUGUUGACGACACCAAAAUCCAGAAGUCCCUGUCCCUGCAGAACCAAGCGGGGAAAGUGGCCCGGCUUAGAGAGAAUGAGACGGACAGCUUGGAGCAAGGCGGGGAGGAAGCAUCCAGGUUGAAGCUGGAGUCGACCACAGAGGGCAUCCCAGAGACGGUGGUGAGCCGGGAGUUUCCCCGCUGGGUCCAGAGCAGUGACCCGCUCUACUACUUCCAGCACUGGCAGCAGGUGGCUGGCGACGGCACCAUGGAGGCCAGAGCCAUGCUGACCUGGAGCCUCAACCCCCAGCUGGAUAACGAAGCCCUGUUCAGCUGCGAGGUCAACCACCCCGCUCUGUCCAUGCCCAUGCAGGCCGAGGUCACGCUCACUGCUCCCAGAGGACCCAAACUGUCCACCAGACCCAGUAAGGCCAAAGUGGGAGACACGGUGCGGAUUUCCGUCCAGGGCUUCCAGCUGGGACCGUCUGCUACCAAGGUGUUCCCGGAGCCUCUGCUCACCUGGACUCGGGUCGGUGGGAACCUGCUGGACGGCAGCGAGAAGCACGAUGGGAGGGAGCUGGUUCUGGAGCGGGUCCCCGCUGAGCUGAACGGAUCCAUGUUCCGCUGCACGGCGCAGAACCCUCUGGGCUCCACCGACACACACACCCGCCUCAUUGUGUUCGAGAACCCAAGACUGAAGAAAGGAAGGGAACAUUUUAUCGCUCUCAACGCAGCGGCCACUCGGCUCUCCGUCACACCGAACCUCCUGGUUCUGCUGAGCUUCGCCUGUGAGCUGACAUGAGCCGAGCGCCGCGGCUCCAGCAGAACACCAGCCGGUCAGGCAGACCGGACCCGGAGGCUCAGCGGACUCAGGAGCUGCAGGAGUCAGGCGGCUUCGGCAGGGUGUGUGUCCAGGAACCGGCGCCGAGUGGGACCCCGGUCCGGAGGGCGGAUCUGGACAGACGGGUUGAACUUUUCAUCCUGGACGUCAGCCGGAUCUCAACUCUGGACAUUUUUUCCAGGAUUACCGGACCCGGAUUGCCAGACCUGACAGUUUCCGGCCCAAACAGAACCUAAAACCCGGUCAACUCCAAAACAAAACAAAA
Messenger RNA from Xiphophorus couchianus (Monterrey platyfish), 6116 nucleotides. RefSeq names its product immunoglobulin superfamily member 21-like. The transcript is spliced from 10 exons. Gene Ontology annotation, biological process: homophilic cell-cell adhesion; heterophilic cell-cell adhesion. Gene Ontology annotation, cellular component: adherens junction. The coding region runs from base 4451 to 5812 and encodes 453 amino acids. Lineage: Eukaryota; Metazoa; Chordata; Actinopteri; Cyprinodontiformes; Poeciliidae. The record is from RefSeq and is a predicted model, not a curated record.